Molecule: messenger RNA, 591 nt
Organism: Macrosiphum euphorbiae (potato aphid)
Lineage: Eukaryota; Metazoa; Arthropoda; Insecta; Hemiptera; Aphididae
Source: the annotation of a GenBank genome assembly
AUGACUUCCGCGAAACAGUUUUUUGUGACUAACAAGGGCGAGAGAAUCACAAAACUGUAUGACAACGUAAAUAAAAUUUAUGGUUCACGGUUGUCGGCCAGCGUUUUUAGACGGAUGGUCGAACCGAAAUCCAGAGGCCACCACCCCGACGUGAGCAAGUCGGUGGCGGUGGCACUCCAGCAAGGAGAGGCCAUCCGCCGGCACGACAGACUGGAAAUGGUCGGUGCGACGCCGUUGUUUGAGGCAGAGGUGUCGAAAAACUUUGUAGAGAUAUUCGGCCAUCAGGCCUAUGUCAACAUGACCCAUGAUAACAUCGUCGAGAGGCUGCAGACGUCGGACGAGUACGCCGCUCAUGAUGGGGCCGAGAUCACGCAGUCGUUCGUCAGACGGGUGAAGGCCCGGUACGACGAACAAGUCCACGACGACAGAGUAACAAUUAUUUACGAUCUGGCGGUACAGGAGUAUGACAAAACCAACAUUUCGAAAUAUGCGAUUGAAAAUCUGGCGAAGGAGAAUAAAAUUCAUUAUUUAAUUUACGGAAAUAAAGAAAAGAUGAUAAAGGACGUGGUAAAAACUUUGAAUAGUCGGUGA